This is a messenger RNA of Metschnikowia bicuspidata var. bicuspidata NRRL YB-4993, 2802 nucleotides long. Its product is annotated as cleavage polyadenylation factor subunit. Gene Ontology annotation, biological process: mRNA 3'-end processing by stem-loop binding and cleavage. The record is from RefSeq and is a predicted model, not a curated record. Gene Ontology annotation, cellular component: mRNA cleavage and polyadenylation specificity factor complex. Gene Ontology annotation, molecular function: RNA binding. The coding region runs from base 1 to 2802 and encodes 933 amino acids. The transcript has a single exon. NCBI's taxonomy places the organism in Eukaryota, Fungi, Ascomycota, Pichiomycetes, Serinales, Metschnikowiaceae.
AUGGUCUCCGUCACGCUCCUCACGUCGGGCGCUCCGCGCAACGCGUGCAAGGCCACAAUGCUUGAUUUUGACGGCGAGAUCCGCGUGUUGGCAGACCCCGGGUGGGACGGACUGGACCCCCGCGACGUGCUCUUCUUGGAAAAGCACCUCGGCGCCGUGGACCUCAUGGUGCUCUCGCAGUCCACGCCCGAGCACAUCGGCGCGUACGUGCUUCUCUGCGUGCACUUCCCCAUGCUCAUGGCCGCCAUCCCCGUGUACGCCACGGUGGCCGUCAGCCAGUUGGCGCGUGUCGCCACCGUCGAGUUCUACCGCGCGCGCGGCGUGUUGGGCCCCGUGGCCCUGGCGCUCGUGGAGGUGGGCGACGUGGACGAGUGGCUCGACAAGGUGGUGCUGGUCAAGUACCGCCAGAACAUGGCCAUGCUUGAGAACCGGCUCACGGUGACCGCGUACAACUCCGGGCACACGUUGGGCGGUGCGUUCUGGCUCCUCGCGCGGCGUGCGGAGCGCGUCGUGUACGCGCCCAGCUGGAACCACCUGCGCGACUCGUUCUUGAACAGCGCGGGCUUCCUCUCGCCCAGCACGGGCGCGCCAGAGCCGGCGCUCGUGCGGCCCACGGCGCUCGUCACGGGCGCGGGCGUGGGCUCGUCCAUGCCGCACCAGCGGCGCGCGGAGAAGUUCUUGCUGCUCGUGGACGCGACGUUGGCCAACGGCGGCGCGGUGCUCUUGCCCGUGGCCAUCUCCGGCCGCUUUCUUGAGCUCGUGCACAUUGUGGACGAGCACUUGGCGCGGCUCCCGGGCGCCGCGGUGCCGGUGUACUUCCUCCUGUACUCGGGCACCAAGGUGUUGAGCUACGCGGGCAGCCUCCUCGACUGGAUGUCCGCGCAACUCGCCAAGCAACACGAGGCCCAGGCCGCGGACGCCCGCGCGUACACGCAGGUGCCCUUCGAGCCGGCCAAGGUGGACUUGCUCCUGGACCCGCGCGAGCUCGUGCGGCUCCCGGGCCCGAAGAUCGUGUUUGCCUCGGGCGUGGACCUCGCGCCGGGCGACCUCUCCGCACAGGCCAUGCAGUGGCUCUGCCAGGACGAGAAGCUGACGCUCAUUCUCACCGAGAAGACGCCGUGCGGCGCCAGCGACCCGGUGGCCGCGCGGCUUUACGCGCAGUGGCACGCGCUCGCGGCCCAGAAGAACGGCGGCCUGCCCGAGGACGGUGUGCCCGUGCCGCUCGAGCAGGCCGUGGCCACGGACUUGUGGCCCGCGGAGGAGCCCUUGGCCGGGCGCGAGCUCGCGGACUUCAAGGCCCGCGUGGCCGCUGCCCGCCGCCAGAAGCUCUUGGCGAAGGUGCGCGACACCAAGAACAAACACAUCUUGGCCGCGGAGGACGACUCGCUGUCCGAAGACGAGCCUUCCAGCGAGGACGACGCCCCGGAGAAGCCUGCCGCCGCCGAGUCUGCCGCGCCCUCCGCCGCCGCCGCGCCUCUUCCUGCCGCAGACGUGCUCCCGGGCCACGAGGUAUUCGUCGGCGACUACAUCUCCGAGAGCUUACGCACGAACAAGCCCAUCGACAUCCGCGUGACCGUGCGCAUGCGGCCCAAGCAGCUGAUGUUCCCGAUGCCCGUAUCUGGCAAGAAGCGCAAGGUCGACGACUACGGCGAGGUCAUAGACACCAAGGACUUCCUGCUGGCCGACGACAACUCGGCCAACAACAAGCUCAUCAGCGAGAGCAAGCGCAAGUUCGAGCUCCAUGACAAGGGCCGGUGGGGCGAGCGAGACGAACGCCGCCGCCGCGGGCCCCGCCACGGACAGGACCGCAAGCUGGCCGCCAGCAAGAACAAGCUCACCCCGCAGGAGGUCUUGAACAACGAGGUGCUUCAACGGAACCUCGACGCGCUCUUCCGGCCCGUGAAGCGCGUCACGCCGCACGACCUCGGGCGCCCGCUGCCGCCGCUCCAAUUGCGGUGCGGGCUCUCGUUCGUCGACCUUGCGGGCCGGGUGGAUGUGCGCUCGCUCGUGAUGAUCGUGUCUGUGUUGCGUCCGCAAAAUGUUGUGUUGCUCCCGGACGCAUCAUGCUCGCCGGGCGCCGACCCACUCAUGGACGGGCGGCGCUUGUUGCAGGCGGCGUUUUCCAAGCAGACACUGGAGCAGAAGAGCUCGGCCGCCAGCUCUGCGCAUUUGGCCACGUCGCGGUUCGGCGCGCUCACUGCUGGCCUCGGGGGCACGCCCCGGAGCCAGAGCUCGGAGAUGGCGGUGCGCGUGACGCAGCCCAAUGUGGUGGAGCAGAUUGGUGGCGACGGCGCCGGCAGGCUCAGGGAAUUCGAAGUGCGGCUUGACGAGCAACUCGACGCGCUGCUUGUAUGGCAGAAGCUCGCGGGCAACCACCGCAUCACGAAAGUGCAUGGUGAGUUGGGUGUCUACGAGCUGCAGCUCACGUUGAACAAGCAACACGCCGACACCUUGGCGCUCAGUAGCCAGUUCAUCUUGACGCCCGUUUCGCUGGUGGAAGACAAGCUGCGCCAGCUGCCCGUGCUGGCGGAUUCCGCCGGGUCGGGUGCCGGGUUCGGCUCCGGCUUGGCUAUCGGGAAUGUGCGGUUGCCGGAGCUCAAAAAGAAGUUGCUAGCGCUUGACAUGGCCGCUGAGUUCAAGGGCGAGGGCAUGCUCGUGGUGAACGACGAGGUGGCCAUUCGGAAGACCACCACGGGCGCAUACCAGGGAGAAGACACGGGCGACCUUGUGCUCGACGGGCACAUCGGCCCGCUCUACUACAGAGUGCGGGACUGUAUCAAGGAGAUGCUUGCGUUUGUGUGA